Molecule: messenger RNA, 2954 nt
Organism: Sinocyclocheilus rhinocerous
Lineage: Eukaryota; Metazoa; Chordata; Actinopteri; Cypriniformes; Cyprinidae
Product: putative polypeptide N-acetylgalactosaminyltransferase-like protein 3
Exons: 12
Coding region: 473-2320 (615 amino acids)
Biological process (GO): protein O-linked glycosylation
Cellular component (GO): Golgi apparatus
Molecular function (GO): polypeptide N-acetylgalactosaminyltransferase activity
Source: RefSeq, a predicted model, not a curated record
ACAAUAACUGCAGAAAACAGUGUGGAUGGCACAAGAUGCGGGAUGCUCGUGGAUCAACGAUCAACGUCACAUAACAGCAGGAUAUGAAAUAGCGUUUAUAAUGAAAACUGCGCUUGAUGUGGAUGAAUCCGGCUGGAGAUGAUGUUGCGUCUGCGGAGUCUCGUGGAUGAAGUGGAUGGAUCUCACAUACUUCUGCUUAGCCAGGGCAAACACACCCGUUAAGUCUGACCGUUAACAUCUUCUGACAUUAUUUCCAGCCAAGGACAGCUGUGUUUGUCACUGAAGACUUCUUAGAUUUGACAGACAGAUGUCUUAUGAUUAUUGACUGCAGUUUGGGACCCUUUGCUGUGAGUCUUUGAAGUAUGCAAAUAAAUUUCCCAUGUGGAGUUUAUUCAUAAGAACAUAUGAACACGGAUGAAAGCGCACGGGAGGACUCUAUGUUCAAGUGCAGGAUGCAUUUUACCAAUCCAAAAUGAUGCGAUUCGCUGGAUUCCGAACACCAAAAUCUUUCAUGGCCUUUGUGAUGAGAAGAUGGAAAAUCUUACUGGUGCUGAAUGUGUUUACGGUGGCCGGCUUCAUCACUUUUUGGGGCAAGUGCAAUUUACGCACAACCAAAGUUGUGGGUCAACAGGCAGCAGCUGCUGAUGUGAGAGGACAGACAUAUCUGAAUGGAUCUGCUCAGGAGACCAGCAUCACUCAUGAUGUGCUCUUAAAGAGACUGGGAUCAUUGGAAGAUGUGGUGUACAGACAACUGAAUGGUUUGUCCAAGUCUCUUGGACUCAUUGAAGGUUUUGGAGGCCGAGGUAGAGGAGGUCUACCAGCAACACUUAUGCCAGAGGAAGAAAAGGAGGCCAAAUACCUGAGGGAGAAAUAUGGCUACAAUGCAUUUCUGAGUGACACAAUCUCUCUGGAUAGAUCUAUUCCAGAUUAUCGACCCAGCAAAUGCAAAAAGGCCUUUUAUUCCCGUGACCUGCCACAGAUCUCCAUCAUCUUCAUCUUUGUAAAUGAGGCAUUGUCUGUCAUCCUGCGUUCAGUCCAUUCAGCUGUCAACCACACACCAGCUCAUCUCCUAAAGGAAAUCAUCUUGGUGGAUGACAACAGCGAUGACGUACAACUGAAAGGGCCACUGGAGGAGUAUGUCAACAAGCGCUACCCGGGUCUUAUCAAAAUAGUGCGCAAUCAGAAGAGAGAGGGCCUCAUCCGUGCCCGCAUCGAGGGUUGGAAAGUGGCCACUGGGGAGGUGACUGGCUUCUUUGAUGCCCAUGUUGAGUUCACGCCUGCAUGGGCUGAGCCAGUUCUGUCUAGAAUCAAGGAGAACCACAAGAGGAUCAUACUGCCCUCCAUAGAUAACAUUAAAGAUGAGACGUUUGAGCUGGAACGCUAUGAAAACUCAGGCCACGGCUAUAACUGGGAGCUCUGGUGUAUGUAUAUCAGCCCACCGAAACAGUGGUGGGAUGAAGGAGACACUUCUGCACCUAUCAGGACGCCUGCAAUGAUAGGCUGCUCUUUUGUGGUAAACCGGGAAUACUUUGGGGAGUUGGGCCUACUGGACGCAGGGAUGGACGUGUAUGGAGGCGAAAAUAUAGAGCUGGGAAUCAGGGUUUGGCUGUGCGGGGGAAGCAUGGAAGUUCUGCCUUGUUCCAGAGUGGCCCAUAUUGCUAGAACAAAAAAGCCCUACCACAGUAACAUCGCCUUUCACACUAGACGCAAUGCACUUCGGGUGGCAGAAGUGUGGAUGGACCAAUACAAAUCUAAUGUCUAUUUGGCAUGGAACCUACCAAUGAAGAACCAUGGCAUUGACUAUGGAGACAUAUCCCAGAGACUAGCGCUCAGGAAAAGACUCCAGUGCAAAAGCUUUGAGUGGUACCUUGACAAUAUCUAUCCAGAGAUGAAGAGAUACAACAACACUCUCUUUUAUGGAGAGAUUCGCAAUACCAAUGUGACCCAUCUGUGUUUGGACCAGGGCAUAAAGGAAAACCACACAGCAACUCUGCACCCCUGCCAUGGCUGGGGCCCUCAGCUGGGUCGCUACACUAAGGAGGGUUAUCUUUUCCUGGGUCCUCUGGGAAGCACUGGCGAAGAUACUCGGUGUGUGGUGGACGAUAAAAUCAGCAGCUACCCACAGCUCCUGAAUUGUGAGAAAGUCUCUAGCGUACCCCAGAAAACUUGGCACUUUGCACAGAAUGAAGCAAUCAUCAACCGAGCUACAGGACGCUGUCUCGAGGUAGUGCCGGCUAAUGUCUACUUCGGCUAUGCUCUGAUCCUGCGUUCCUGCACUGGCCAGAAGUGGACCGUCAAGAAUUUGAUGAAACAGGACUAAUGGGAGUGAAUCAGUGAACUUAGAAAGUUGGGAAACCUUCAUAAACUGUUUAGGAACUUGAAAAUGGUUCCAGUUUUGUUGAACUCAAGGGGUGCUGAUCAUGUUUGCGUUUUUUGGGCUUUUGGUCUUACUACAGUCCACAAUACAAAAAAAAAUAAAUAAAAAGACAUUUGAAGCACCACAUACAGUAAGUACAUCAGAUGUCCACCUUCUCAAGAACCUCUAGACAACAGUUCUCUGAGGAACAUUGGAUCCCAUAAGUUCCUGCAAGAACUGUUAAAACCAUCAAUGGUUCCUCCAGUAAUGAAAGGUUUUGAAGCACAUAAACUGUAUGUUGAAGUUCCUUAGGUUUGCAAUAUUUGAGGUUCAACCAUAAGAGCAACCAUGUGACUCAAGUCUUGAGUGCUGAAACCAAAAUGACAAUUAAACAUUGUAGAUGAUCAACUGCUGUAUUGCAAAUAUUCUAUACAUCACUGUAUGCAUAAUUUUAGUCAAUUCCUAAAUUAAAUCCAUGCAAAUUUAGUGCUUAUCCUGGAAAACCGGUUCCGGUGUUCAUAACGGCUUUAUUUAGACUUAAUUUUUAGUAAUAUUGAGUUGCACUAUCUGUAUUUCUCCUUCCAUUCUCUUGUUUUAA